Arvicola amphibius (Eurasian water vole) is the source of this 2916-nucleotide messenger RNA. RefSeq names its product calpain 3 (gene Capn3). Bases 134 to 2476 code for a protein of 780 amino acids. NCBI's taxonomy places the organism in Eukaryota, Metazoa, Chordata, Mammalia, Rodentia, Cricetidae. The record is from RefSeq and is a predicted model, not a curated record. Gene Ontology annotation, molecular function: calcium ion binding; calcium-dependent cysteine-type endopeptidase activity. Gene Ontology annotation, cellular component: cytoplasm. Gene Ontology annotation, biological process: proteolysis; negative regulation of apoptotic process. The transcript is spliced from 24 exons.
AUCCCAGCAAGUGCACAGUGGAGCAGAUCUUGGUCUUAGGCCUAAGGAAGACGCCAUCUUCUGUGACUACUCACUCAUCUGGUAGCUGAAUCUUGCUCUCUUUAAAAACGUCGUCCUUCCAAAGUUGCCUGCCAUGCCGACCGCCAUUAGUGCGACUGUGGCCCCGAGGACAGGGGCUGAGCCUAGGUCCCCAGGACCUGGGCCCAGGUCCCCAGGGCCUGGGCCUCACCCAGCACAAGGAAAGACCACUGAGGCUGGGGGUGGACACCCAGGUGGCAUCUAUUCAGCCAUCAUCAGCCGCAAUUUCCCAAUUAUUGGAGUGAAAGAGAAGACCUUUGAGCAGCUCCACAAGAAGUGCCUGGAGAAGAAAGUUCUCUAUCUGGAUCCCGAGUUCCCGCCAGAUGAGACCUCUCUCUUUUACAGCCAGAAGUUCCCCAUCCAGUUCGUCUGGAAGAGACCUCCGGAAAUUUGUGAGAAUCCCCGAUUUAUCAUCGGUGGAGCCAACAGGACUGACAUCUGCCAAGGAGAUCUAGGGGACUGCUGGUUUCUUGCAGCCAUUGCCUGCCUGACCCUGAACGAGCGACUGCUUUUCCGAGUUAUACCCCAUGAUCAAAGUUUUGUUGAAAACUAUGCGGGGAUCUUCCACUUCCAGUUCUGGCGCUAUGGAGACUGGGUAGAUGUGGUCAUUGAUGACUGUCUGCCAACAUACAACAAUCAGCUGGUUUUCACCAAAUCCAACCACCUCAAUGAGUUCUGGAGCGCCCUGCUGGAGAAGGCUUACGCUAAGCUCCAUGGUUCCUAUGAAGCUCUAAAAGGUGGGAACACCACCGAGGCCAUGGAGGACUUCACGGGAGGGGUGACGGAGUUUUUUGAGAUCAAGGACGCUCCCAGUGACAUGUACAAGAUCAUGCGAAAGGCCAUCGAGAGAGGUUCCCUCAUGGGCUGCUCCAUCGAUACAAUUGUUCCUGUGCAGUAUGAGACGAGAAUGGCCUGUGGGCUGGUCAAAGGUCAUGCCUAUUCGGUCACCGGGCUGGAGGAGGCCCUGUUCAAAGGCGAGAAGGUGAAGCUGGUGCGGCUGCGGAACCCCUGGGGCCAGGUGGAGUGGAAUGGCUCUUGGAGUGAUGGCUGGAAGGACUGGAGCUUUGUGGACAAAGAUGAAAAGGACCGUCUCCAGCACCAGGUUACUGAAGAUGGAGAGUUCUGGAUGUCAUACGAAGACUUUGUCUACCAUUUCACAAAGCUAGAGAUCUGUAACCUCACAGCGGAUGCCCUGGAGUCUGACAAGCUCCAGACCUGGACGGUGUCUGUAAACGAGGGUCGCUGGGUGAGGGGCUGUUCAGCCGGAGGCUGCCGCAACUUCCCAGACACUUUCUGGACCAACCCGCAGUACCGUCUAAAGCUCCUAGAGGAGGAUGAUGACCCCGAUGACUCUGAGGUGAUCUGCAGCUUCCUGGUGGCUCUGAUGCAGAAGAACCGGCGCAAGGACCGGAAGCUGGGAGCCAACCUCUUCACCAUUGGCUUUGCAAUCUACGAGGUUCCCAAAGAGAUGCAUGGGAAUAAGCAACACCUACAGAAGGACUUUUUCUUGUACAACGCCUCCAAGGCCAGAAGCAAAACCUAUAUCAACAUGCGGGAAGUGUCCCAGCGCUUCCGCCUGCCCCCCAGCGAGUACGUCAUUGUGCCUUCCACCUACGAGCCCCAUCAGGAGGGGGAGUUCAUCCUCCGGGUCUUCUCUGAGAAGAGGAAUCUCUCUGAGGAAGCUGAAAACGCAAUCUCUGUGGAUCGGCCAGUGAAAAAGAAAAAAAACAAGCCCAUCAUCUUCGUUUCAGACAGAGCAAACAGCAACAAGGAGCUGGGUGUGGACCAGGAGGCAGAGGAGGGCAAAGACAAAGCAGGGCCCGAUAAGCAAGGGAAAGCCCCACAGGCACGGCCUGGCCACACAGACCAGGAGACUGAGGAGCAGCAACAGUUCCGGAACAUCUUCAGGCAGAUCGCAGGAGACGACAUGGAGAUAUGUGCAGAUGAACUCAAGAACGUCCUUAACACAGUGGUGAACAAACACAAGGACCUGAAGACACAAGGGUUCACCCUGGAGUCUUGCCGAAGCAUGAUAGCUCUCAUGGAUACAGAUGGCUCUGGGAGGCUGAAUCUGCAGGAGUUCCAUCACCUCUGGAAAAAGAUCAAGGCCUGGCAGAAAAUCUUCAAACACUAUGACGCAGACCAUUCCGGCACCAUCAAUAGCUAUGAGAUGCGAAACGCAGUCAACGAUGCAGGCUUCCACCUCAACAGCCAACUCUAUGAUAUCAUCACCAUGCGCUAUGCAGACAAACACAUGAACAUCGACUUUGACAGUUUCAUCUGCUGCUUCGUCAGGCUGGAAGGGAUGUUCAGAGCGUUCAAUGCAUUCGACAAGGAUGGAGAUGGCAUCAUCAAAUUGAAUGUUCUUGAGUGGCUGCAGCUUACCAUGUAUGCCUGAACCAGACUGGCCUCAUGCAAGAUCAACCAGGACUCCAACCCAACCCAGCUAGAGCCAUUGACCACAAAGAAUCCGGUAGCUAAACCUCCACCAAGCCUAGGGGGCUUCUGGUCUUGUUCCUUCUCCACUAUGCCCCAAAUCUUGGUGUCCAGCCUGAUGCUUGGGAGAAAACUCUGCCACCUGAAGGCUAGUGUCUGCCAGUCCUAGAUGCAGCCUCACUGCUGAUUCUGAACUGCCCACUUAGCUUGCACUGGGCUGUCUACAGUACCUGCUAGAGGUACUCACCCACACAGGAGCCCAGUCACCACGUCUACACCCAGUUCUGCCAGUUUUAGGAUAGGUUUACUCUGGGCUAAGCAGGGCUGAUACUUUGGGGUAUCUGACAAUUUGGCUGGGUUCUGAAAAAAAGCUAUCUAAAUAAAGGCACAUGUAUGGCUGGU